UCAAUCUAAGACCUUUUGGCCUUAUCAGUGGUAAUGAUAUAUCGCGUAUUUGGGGAUUCUAGUUCCGUUUGAUAGCAGACGACAAUAUCUGCUGUUCCUAAAAUUGUAGCGAUACAUCUGUGAAUAUUCUCACGGAAACUGAGGACGAAAACUUAAGGCGACUGCAUUGAAAUGAUGUGGAACACAAUCUGCACUGUUACACUUUGCUUCGUAGGAGUUUGGCUGGGAGCUCAGUGUCACCCGGGACGGCCAACCAUACCUGAUGACCCUAUAGCAAGAGCGAUUUUCAUGGUUGCAGAAGGCAAUAGAACUCCUGAUGGAUUCCUGACCGCAGAUGAAAUGUCGGACAUCUUCCUGAAGUUUGACAUAAAUGGUGACGGUGCCAUUGAUGAAACAGAGUUCAUAGCUCACUGGUCAAUUUUGAGGCUCGGAGAUCUCGACCACGCAAUCAAACUGUUUCACCAUGCAGACACAAAUAGGGAUGGCCGUAUAUCACGUGAUCCGGAUUACACCAGACUAUUUUAUUACUUUGAUCGUGAUUUUGAUGGGAAGAUUUCUGAGGCAGAGUUCGUCAGUGUUUGGUUCAGCCUGUCGACGUGAUUUACCAUUAGAAAUGUUGCUACUGUUCCUGUUCGACAAAAUUGAUAUUAAAAGUUUUUCUUUAGAUUAGUAAAAGAGAAUAAUAGAGACAUGCUCAUAAUCAUGUUGUUUUGAUUCAAUGCAACACAUUUUUAUGCAAAGGAAUUAUAAAAAAAAACACGUUGGGUAAUGAGUUCACGACAUUUUGAACGCUUGGCAAAUGUUAUGCUCUCAGCGUCAUUGCGAAAUAAAUCAACUUAGUAUGUUAUGCGAGUUUGACCCUGUUGAUGAAAAUGAAGAAAGAAGUCAAGUUAUCAGUCUAAUCUUUGCAUUUAUGUCUUUUUAAUAAGUAAUUUACCGCGAAAACAUAUAAGAAGUUGUCCAAUAAAACUUACCACUU
Mercenaria mercenaria is the source of this 979-nucleotide messenger RNA. Its product is annotated as insoluble matrix shell protein 5-like. The transcript is spliced from 5 exons. Gene Ontology annotation, molecular function: calcium ion binding. The coding region runs from base 172 to 600 and encodes 142 amino acids. NCBI's taxonomy places the organism in Eukaryota, Metazoa, Mollusca, Bivalvia, Venerida, Veneridae. The record is from RefSeq and is a predicted model, not a curated record.